This is a messenger RNA of Mercurialis annua (annual mercury), 2347 nucleotides long. RefSeq names its product aldehyde dehydrogenase 22A1. The record is from RefSeq and is a predicted model, not a curated record. Gene Ontology annotation, molecular function: aldehyde dehydrogenase (NAD+) activity. NCBI's taxonomy places the organism in Eukaryota, Viridiplantae, Streptophyta, Magnoliopsida, Malpighiales, Euphorbiaceae. The coding region runs from base 250 to 2031 and encodes 593 amino acids. The transcript is spliced from 14 exons.
CAGGGGGCCAACUAAAAGAAGAGCAAAAUUAAUUUGUUUUCUUUCGGUUAUUUUAUACUCCACAAAACCUGCCAUUUCAGAAACGAAUACACAAAAUAUAAUUUUUUAAUUCACGCUCAUUGUUAGAGAGAUUUAUUCCAGCAUUUGAUCUGAUCACACUAAUGUCAUGUGCUAGUUUUGCAGUUCAUUAGAAACCCUAGGUUUUGAGCUAACAACAGUACAGCAAAAUCCUCGUAAUAAGCGCCAAAAAUGGCAUUCUGGUGGCCGAUACUCGUUCUCGUAUUUGCGUACGCCGUCUGCCGGUUCUUGUUGAUGCUUAUCCCGCCCAAUGUGCCUUCAAUUGACGUCGAUGCCUCUGAUAUUUUGGAUGGGAAUCAGAAAGAAGAGAAUAGCUUCAUUUAUAUACCUCCGAGAGGAAGGACACAGCAACAAGAGAAAAAAGUACAGUGUUAUGAACCUGCAACCAUGAAAUACUUGGGAUUUUUUCCGGCCCUAUCACCUGCUGAGGUCAAGGAUCGUGUGACGCAAGCAAGGAAGGCUCAGAAAGUAUGGGCAAAGAGCAGCUUCAAGCAAAGGCGGCAGUUUUUGCGGAUACUUCUGAAAUAUAUUAUCGAGCACCAAGAGCUCAUAUGCGAAGUGUCUUCACGUGAUACUGGGAAAACAAUGGUGGAUGCCUCUUUAGGGGAAAUAAUGACAACUUGUGAGAAGAUUACUUGGCUUCUCUCAGAGGGUGAGCAGUGGCUAAAGCCUGAAUAUCGAUCUUCAGGGAGAUCAAUGCUUCACAAGAGAGCCAAGGUGGAGUUUUUUCCCCUUGGUGUUGUUGGUGCUAUCGUGUCAUGGAACUAUCCUUUUCAUAACAUUUUUAAUCCAAUGUUAGCGGCAGUCUUCUCAGGAAACAGCAUUGUGAUUAAGGUUUCAGAAAAUGCAAGUUGGUCAGGAUGUUUCUACUUCCGAAUAAUCCAAGCUGCACUUGCUGCUGUUGGAGCUCCUGAAAAUCUAGUUGACAUUAUAACAGGAUUUGCUGAAACGGGAGAGGCACUCGUGUCAUCAGUUGACAAAGUCAUAUUUGUUGGAUCACCAGGCGUGGGUAAGAUGAUAAUGAAAAGUGCUGCCAACACACUUGUACCUGUUACACUUGAGCUUGGAGGGAAAGAUGCAUUUAUUGUCUGUGAAGAUGUUGAUGUGCCUCAUGUUGCACAAAUUGCUGUCAGGGCCGCUCUUCAAUCAAGUGGUCAGAAUUGUGCUGGGGCUGAAAGAUUUUAUGUCCAUAAGGAUAUCUAUUCUUCAUUUGUCAGCGAGGUUGCUAAAAUAGUAAAAUCUGUUUCAGCUGGGCCACCACUUUCUGGAAGGUAUGAUAUGGGAGCAAUAUGUUUACAAGAGCAUUCUGAUAAGCUUCAGAACCUUGUAAAUGAUGCCAUAGACAAAGGAGCAGUAAUUGAAGCUCGAGGUAGUUUUGGUCAUUUAGGCGAAGGUGCAGUGGAUCAGUAUUUCCCCCCUACCAUACUUGUAAACGUAAAUCACACAAUGAAAUUGAUGCAAGAAGAGACUUUUGGACCCAUCAUGCCAAUAAUGAAAUUUAGCACCGACGAAGAGGCUGUUGAGCUUGCCAAUGACUGUAGAUAUGGGCUUGGUUGUGCUGUAUUUUCUGGUAGCCAACGUCGAGCCAAGGAGAUUACUUCCCAGAUACACUGUGGAGUUGCUGCAGUAAAUGACUUUGCAUCUAGCUACAUGUGUCAGUCUUUGCCAUUUGGUGGUGUAAAAGAUAGCGGUUUUGGACGAUUUGCUGGUGUAGAAGGUUUGCGAGCUUGCUGUCUUGCGAAAGCUGUUGUUGAGGAUAGAUGGUGGCCUUAUAUUAAAACGAAGAUUCCAAAACCCAUUCAGUAUCCUGUUUCGGAGAAUGGCUUUGAGUUUCAGCAAUCACUUGUAGCAGCACUGUAUGGCUUGAACAUAUGGGAUCGAUUGAGGGCAUUAGUCAAUGUUUUGAAGAUGCUAUCGGAGCAAACCACCACAAGUAGUAAGAGAUCCGAGUAAGAUUGAUAACCAUGCUAUCAGAGCAAACCACCACGGCAGUCAGAGAAAUGACUAAGAAUGAUAGCCAUUUUGAAUCAUAUGAUGAUUUAAAAUGCCAAAUUUGAGAUGGAAUUUCAUAUGGCUUAUCGGAAGAGACAAAGAAUAGUAACAUUAUAUUUAACAAAUAAAAGCUAUAUUCUGUAGAAUACCUAAAAUUUGUGCUUUUGGGUUGAUCAACGAACUUGAUUGUGAUUAAGUUUAGAGCUAUUUGUCAAAAAAAUUAAAUGGUAACCAAAACAGUUCACUCUGUUAUUUAAGUACUCAUGUUUUUUUUUAA